AUGACAGCUGAAAGAGACAAGUGUUUGUCCUGCUUUUCAAAUGUUCUCUCUUUACUCCUUUGUCUCUUUACUCCUUUGUUUGUAGAUAUCCUGUUCCAGCCCAAUAUCUCCCUGUCUUCCUCCAUGCUGGGGGUCUCCCAGGACCAGCAGCAGGGGCUGCAGGUGUUCAGGGACCACAGCUUCACCAUCACCUGCUCCAUCCAGCCACAGUACCCAGGAGGCUCCUUCCACCUCACCUUCACUGGCUCCAACACAACCCUGAGACACACCCUCAUAGCUGUCAAUCAUUCUGCCAACUUCCUCUUUCCUGCUGCAGACCACGCCCACCAAGGAAACUACAGCUGUGUUUAUGAAGUCUACGUUUUCUCUCAUAACUUCACCUCUGAGAGUGAACUCCUCUCUUUCAAUUUUGCAGCCAAUCCUCUGCCAGCUUUCAUCAUCAGAGUGGUGGUGGUGCUGCUGACUCUGCUGAUUUCCAACACUGCCCUCUAUCUGUACUUUAAGACUCCCAGGAAGCCUGCAGAGAGGGGGAGCAUGGAGCUGGUCUCCCUGCAUUCCAGUGCUGAAGCUGGGCCAGGAGAGGAGAGAGCAGCCCAGAGGAUGGAGCAGGAGGAGAGUGCUGUCUAGACGCUGAUCUGAGGUCAGUCAUGGAGUCCCUGACAAUGGUGACUGACAGAACUGGGAGAAGCUGGUCUGAUCCUGGAUCUGGGUCUUUGGACCAGUUCCACCAGGAUUACUUAAAUAUCGGCAACAUCGAGUGUUAAUCACAGUUUUAUCUUUUCUUGUUAUAUUAGCUAGAAUAACUGUUAAUUGUAACUUUUCUAUAGCACAUAUUUGUUUCAGCAUGGUUGCUUCAUUAUUAAUGUUUACUUGAAUAACUUAGUAUCUGUAAUAGGAUUACUAUAGUGUUUUUCUCUUGUUUUUUUCAAAGAUUAUUUGUACUUUAAUUGAGUUUAUUUUGUAACACAAAAAAAGGUUUUGAAAGGUUGAAAGAAAAAUGUAUUAAAAAGGUUUCUAAACUAAAGUUUGCAUUGAUGAGUACUUCAUGAGGACUCUAUACACAGUCUCGCUAAAAAGAUGACCAGUGUUGUUAUGGGCUCAAAUAAACACUCAUUGCUAUGUUUGUAGGAAGGGAAUCCAAAAAUCAAUAAAAA
This is a messenger RNA of Hypomesus transpacificus, 1154 nucleotides long. RefSeq lists its product as uncharacterized. NCBI's taxonomy places the organism in Eukaryota, Metazoa, Chordata, Actinopteri, Osmeriformes, Osmeridae. The coding region runs from base 1 to 627 and encodes 208 amino acids. The record is from RefSeq and is a predicted model, not a curated record. The transcript is spliced from 3 exons.